AUGGACCUAUUAGACGAUACCUGGGACCUUCCGGUAACCAAGAACAUCAACAGAGAUUUAUUCUCGAGUUACGAGGACGGAGAGAGCUUUGACGUGGACAGUUUUCUUCUGGAUAACAAUUUUCAUUAUGUUCCGUUAGACACGCUUUGCGAAGAUUUGACGUCUUUGACGCGAGAGAUGGAUCAUGCAUUGCUGGAUGCCUCAAGCGAGAGCUACAAAGAUUUCAUCAAGCUCUGCGACCAAUUUUCCGAUACCGUUGAUACCAGACCUGAGCUCCAAAAUGUGAAAUUGGAGCUAACUCAGUUUCUAAACAAAUUACGCGGACUAACAGAAACCGACAUUUUAAACACCCAGGAGAUCAUAAAGGAUACUGUGGACUAUCUUGAAACCCUGGACAAGCUUUCUGCGGUGAUAGCGGACGCAACAGGCCUCAACACAGGUCUUCAGCUGGCCGAAAAGCUAAGUAACGUCCUGAACUCGCUAUGUGCCAAUACCAGCCAAAAGAGCUUGGAAUACACUCUUUGCGGCCAAGUGCUUACGCAAUUACAUCAAUUGACUACAAAAGCGUACACCACGCUGGAAAACUUGCAGCAAAACGACUCACCUCUGAUGCUUCAGCUAAGAUCCGAGUAUCACAGCAUCAUCGCUCAGUUCCGAGCAUGUCUUCACGUGCUGUGUGAUAAAUGUGUUGCCAAUCCUAACGAAACCAAAGAGCUGGCGGGUCAGUUGUCAAACCUGCUUUCAAAAGAACGACAGGCGUAG
Messenger RNA from Lachancea sp. 'fantastica', 762 nucleotides. Lineage: Eukaryota; Fungi; Ascomycota; Saccharomycetes; Saccharomycetales; Saccharomycetaceae. The record is from the annotation of a GenBank genome assembly.